Molecule: messenger RNA, 1680 nt
Organism: Capronia coronata CBS 617.96
Lineage: Eukaryota; Fungi; Ascomycota; Eurotiomycetes; Chaetothyriales; Herpotrichiellaceae
Exons: 3
Coding region: 1-1680 (559 amino acids)
Source: RefSeq, a predicted model, not a curated record
AUGUCUGUUGCAAAUGCAGGCUUGGCCGCAGCUGCAACCGCCCCCGAGGCGACAGAUGCAAGGAAAGAUAGUGAACAGCUGGGUCUCGACGUCGUCGACCAGGACCGUCCCGUGGCGCCCGACCAAUUCGACCCAAAUUACGAGACCACAAGAUGGGAACGCUGGGCGUAUUACUGCUAUUACAUUGGAAACAACGGGUUGACCCUGUUCAACUUCGCGCCUACCUCUUUCCAGGAUCUCUUAUAUGAGGCUGCCGGCGAUAGUGGCCGGCUUCAAUUCCUGGGGGCCUCCCGAACCAUUAACAGUAUCGUCUUGCUGGCCAACGGAAUAUCGUUCGCCAUCCAAGUUGUGCUGUUCCUUCUGCUUGGUAGCAUGGCAGAUUAUGGCCGAUGGCGGCCUUGGAUCCUGGUGUUUUGGUCUGUCGUGGCCUUCGCCCUGGGCUUCGGGUGGCUAGGAGUUCACACGGAAGACAAAUGGCCCGUUGCGACCGGGCUGUACAUGGUCGGCUUGAUCGCCUAUCAAAUGUGUAUCACCUUCUGGACAGCGGCAUUCCCUGGAUUGGCGAGAAACAUGCCAGACAUGCGACGGAAGGCAGAACAAUAUGAGAAUGGAGAAACGACUCGAGAAGACUACGACUUUGCCGACAUGAUGGCCCGCAACCGUAUCUACAACGUUGCUUUCAUCAUGCAAAGUGCGGGAGAAAUCAUUAUUCUCGCCGUGCUUGUAGGCAUUCUUUUUGCUUUGGAUGUCAAUGCAAGUGCCGCCAACAAUCUCUGGGGCCUGUCCGUCCUGAUCGCCUACGCCACCGGCGUCUGGGUUCUGCUGUCUAUCCCCUGGUUCAUCCUGGAGAAACGAAGACCGGGACAAAAGUUGCCAGCUGGCAUGAACAUCAUCAGCGUUGGUUUCUGGAACCUUUACCGUGCAUUUACGCAGAUCUGGGAGUUGAAGCAGAGUUUGCUAUAUCUCAUUGGGUAUUUCUUACUCGGCGACUCUUUGAACACCACUGUGACCGUGAUUGGAACCCUUCAAAACUCGGUAGUCUCUUACAAUACGUUGACAUUGACAUAUUUGCUCAUUGUGGGUAUCGCAGCUCAAUUAAUUGGCAUCUUUGGUUUUUGGACGAUCCAGAAACGAUAUGGUCUCAGCACCAAGAACAUGUUCGAUGCGGUUAUGAUCGGCAUCGUUCUGCUCGACGGUUGGGGGAUGGUUGGCAUAUGGCAAUCUAACUUCGGUUUCCAUCACGCCUGGGAGUUUUGGCUCUACCAGGUCUUUUAUGGGUUGUUCGUCUGCCAGUGGUAUGCCUAUAGCCAGACGAUGAUCAGCGAGGUAACGCCACGUGGCAAGGAGUUCCUCUUCUUCAGUCUAUACUCGGUUAUGGGCAAGACAUCUGCGUUUGUUGGACCUCUGAUCUCCAGCGCAAUCAUCGACGCGGAUCCGAAAGGGAACAACAGUCUGCCUUUCUACUUUCUCUUUGGUCUCAGCCUCUUGAGCUUUGGUCUGCUGUUCUUCUUCGUGGACUUGAAGAAGAGUCGACGGGAACAAGAACGGUUCUUGGCCAAAGAACAAGCUGCAAAAGAGCGUCGAGCGAGCGUUAUCAGUCAAGGUCGGCCCAUUGAUGAUGCUAGUACAAGUGAGAGUCCAGAGAGGCCGAAAGUCGAUAAGGUCAAGGCGGGAGAGUAG